This is a messenger RNA of Cylindrotheca closterium, 315 nucleotides long. The record is from the annotation of a GenBank genome assembly. Lineage: Eukaryota; Bacillariophyta; Bacillariophyceae; Bacillariales; Bacillariaceae.
AUGCGUUAUAUAUUAUCUAUACACGAAGAAAAAACAAAGUACAGACGUACCGAUUACUUAGGAACCAAUGAUAUUGGGAGCCUCGUUACUGAUCUGGGGGACCUACAAGAGCCACCAGAAGAAGAGAUUGUAUUUGAGCCUGAAACGCCUCAAGUAGCCAAAGUCACUCAAUCUGGGCAAACGUAUGCGCAAGUUGCAAUGUCAGGGCUGAACCUUUCUCAAGUUCCAAAGAAACCAAGAGAAUGGCCUUCAAGCAGGAGUGGCAGUUCUGCCAAUAAGAACAAGAAUCAAGUUGCGACAAGACACAAGCAUUGA